Messenger RNA from Cataglyphis hispanica, 578 nucleotides. RefSeq names its product NADH dehydrogenase [ubiquinone] 1 alpha subcomplex subunit 7-like. The record is from RefSeq and is a predicted model, not a curated record. Gene Ontology annotation, biological process: mitochondrial electron transport, NADH to ubiquinone; ATP synthesis coupled electron transport. NCBI's taxonomy places the organism in Eukaryota, Metazoa, Arthropoda, Insecta, Hymenoptera, Formicidae. Bases 145 to 456 code for a protein of 103 amino acids. Gene Ontology annotation, cellular component: mitochondrial inner membrane. The transcript has 3 exons.
CCAGCCUCUCUUAGGCUACUCUCUGAUAGAAGGCAAGUGUUUAUCAAUGCUUAUUAUUUGUGGUUAGCUACGGACAGUUCAUUAAUUACAGUAAAUAUCGUGUUAAAAUUAUUUGUUAAUAACUAAUUAAUUUACUGGAAAAGUAUGCCGGGUGGAGUUGAACACCGAUCUGUUACACCACUGAUACAAUUGAUUCGAGAUUUAGGCCGUGGUAGGAAAGUUGUGAUAGCGAAUAGAUUUCCUGAUGAACAAGCAGCGCGUACUCAACCUCCGCCACAUGUACCAGGAGGACCUUAUCAUAAGACUUCUCAGAUUUAUUAUUACACUCGAGAUGCAAGGGGAGAAGUUGGACCACCAUUAUUGAUUAGUGGAUCAAAACAGAUUGGCAUAGAGAAUGAAUGUCCUGCUGAAGAGAAAUACCUUAGCCCAGGAAAAACUUACAAUUGGGAUUCUUAAUUUCAUAAAGUUCACCUAGAAGAUAUUAUGCUGCAAAUUAUACAUUGAUGUAAUAUAUUAUACAAUGGUAGAUUUGCUCUGAUAAUUAUUGUACAUAGAAAAUAAAUUAAGCUACUUAAUUA